AUGUCGCAGAAAGAUUGGACCAAGAUACAAGUGGAAUUCUCACAACUAUAUGCAAUCAUUCUUUCCAUUGCUCUUGUAUUUCUAACUGGACAGACUCUUCUUGCCCGGUAUGCCGAUAUUGCCAGCAGCAGCCUGAGAAGUCGAUCUGUUUUGUUUGUCAAACUUCAGAGAAUCUGUGGAUGUGUGUUCUUUGUGGCUUUGUUGGAUGCGGGAGAACACUGCUACUCCCUUGAAUUGGAAACGCAGCGUGUGUGGGACUAUGCUGGAGACAACUAUGUUCACCGUUUGAUCCAAUCUAAAACUGAUGGGAAGUUGGUCGAGUUAAAUCAGCACUGCUCCCAUGCUGAUGUUGGUUGUGGUAGUUGCGACUGUGGAAUGGAUCCUGGAUUUAGUGAGGCUCUCAUGAAUAGCAAAGUUGAAGCUAUUGUGAAUGAGUACAACGAACUUCUGACUACGCAACUUGAGAACCAAAAAAACUCUUUAUUGCGAGAAGUUGAAGAAGAAACCAAAAGGGAUACUUCUGAAGCUGUUGAGAAAGCUUUGGCUCACAAUCCAAAAUUACAGAAGAUGCAAGCUAAGUUGGAUAAAUGUCUUGAAGAGUUGAAAUUUCUUGAUGAUAUCAAUGAUAAUCUUUUGAGAAACAAGGAAAUCUGGGAAGCCAAAAUAGUAGAAAUUCAAGAAAGGGAGAAGAAGGCUGUAAAGCAAAAAGAUGCUAAGAUUCGGGAAUUGGAGGAACAGCUUAGAGAUUUGAUGCUUUGCAUUGAAGAGGGGAAUCCAACAACAAAUGGGAUCGAGGAUGGCCGCGUUUCCCCCUCCUAAUUGAACCGUUCCUCUUCAAAUAAAUAGCAAUAGAGAGAGGGGGCAUGAGGAGAGGACCAAUGGCUUGAGAGCUGAAGCUAAAGACUCGUCGUUCCUGCAGCCUGAAGUGAAAUGAUUUUCAUUUUUGGAAUGUAUAGGAGCCCAUUUUGGUUGAUAUUGGAAGAGAAAUCAUUCUGACUCUAGGAAUAGGUCUUUUAAGAAUGAGGUAAGAGUGCUUAUCCGAACUUAUGGUUACUACGUUAGAAGCACUACUAAUGGGACGACAAGACGCGAAUAGAACUUUUAGGUCUGUUUGGUGGAUAAUAGAAAGUAAAGUGAAAG
Molecule: messenger RNA, 1140 nt
Organism: Ilex paraguariensis (yerba mate)
Lineage: Eukaryota; Viridiplantae; Streptophyta; Magnoliopsida; Aquifoliales; Aquifoliaceae
Source: the annotation of a GenBank genome assembly